CGGCCAGGGGAGUGAAUGCCACAGCAGGCCAAGGGAGAGGCAAGGUGGGCGAGCAGAUCUGAGUUGGGGCCUGCAGACAGCCUCAGAAUAACUCCCGCCUGCAGACUGGCUGCUAAACUCCAUCCGUCCACAAAGGAGGGCAAGCAAAACAGGAGAUGUCCUUCGCCUUUUAAAAGAAAAAAAGAAAAGCAAGGCACUAGAGCAAAACAGAUGAGCCACCCGCACCAGGAUGACAGGAAGAAGGGCCUGCAGGCUGCUCACACGUACGAUGACGUCUCGGAGUUUCCAGUCUAUGCUACUGUGAACAAGCCCAGGAAUGUGAAGCGUGAUGACAGCGUGCACUAUGCAGAUAUCCAGGUGUUCACCAGGGCCCGGGAGCGCUCGGCCCAAGAGGUGAAGAACUUGCAAAUGCAGAAUGCAACGGAGUAUGCCACCCUUAACUUCCCCCAUCCCAGACUGAAAUACGACAGCAGAAAUGGGACCCUGGUGUAAGAGGUGCAGCAGCCUCCUUCAGCAAAAGUGUUUCACAGACUGAGAUGCCGUAGAUUCAAGCCUGUACCAUGGACGCGUGGGUCUCUCUGAGAAUGUGCAGAGAACCUGGAUCCUCCAGUUGUAUUUGGUUUUGAAGGACUCUAAUAUUUGUCGUAACAGAAUAAAACUUUUCACUGGGUUUUGCUGAGAAAAUCCAACUUA
Messenger RNA from Mauremys reevesii (Reeves's turtle), 693 nucleotides. It is a transcript of the gene C12H11orf52, whose product is annotated as chromosome 12 C11orf52 homolog. Gene Ontology annotation, cellular component: extracellular exosome. Lineage: Eukaryota; Metazoa; Chordata; Testudines; Geoemydidae. The record is from RefSeq and is a predicted model, not a curated record. The transcript is spliced from 5 exons. The coding region runs from base 16 to 492 and encodes 158 amino acids.